Molecule: messenger RNA, 3747 nt
Organism: Ophidiomyces ophidiicola
Lineage: Eukaryota; Fungi; Ascomycota; Eurotiomycetes; Onygenales; Onygenaceae
Gene: ACR2
Product: DNA-directed RNA polymerase I subunit RPA2
Exons: 2
Coding region: 1-3747 (1248 amino acids)
Biological process (GO): DNA-templated transcription
Cellular component (GO): nucleus; RNA polymerase I complex
Molecular function (GO): DNA-directed RNA polymerase activity; DNA binding; ribonucleoside binding
Source: RefSeq, a predicted model, not a curated record
AUGAUGUCCCCCGCAACGUCCCGCACGAAAACGGACUGGAAUGUUCAAUAUGAUACUAUUAGACGUGAGCAUCUGUCCAGACACCCGCCGAAAGACCAUACCGCAUACCCGAUGCUUGCAGCUGCUGUCAGACCCCAUAUCGACUCUUUCAAUGCGUUAUUCGACGACACCAAGACGAUGCAAGUCGCAUUACAUGAUAUCGGCACCAAGACAUUUCUGGACGGCGUCGAGGAGACAAUGGAGCUUAGGAGGGCAAGGGGAGAAGAGGGCAAAAGACCCCCAAAAAGAAACAAGCUCAGCAUACGAAUUACGGAGCUGUUUUUAGAAAAAGCGGUACUACCAGCAUCCAACAAAUUCAGCACUCGUAACCGUGAAAUCUUUCCAGCGGAAUGUCGUGAAAGGCAUGCCACUUAUCGCGGAAAAUUGAGAGCUAGGCUUGAAUAUAGAGUUAACAAUGGCGACUGGAAAGAAUCUGUUCGAGAAUUAGGCCAGGCUCCCAUAAUGCUACGCACAAACAGAUGCCAUCUGGAAAAUUUCACCCCCUGUCAACUCGUCCAGCGCAAAGAAGAGUCAGAAGAAUUGGGUGGAUAUUUCAUUGUUAAUGGAAACGAGAAGCUGAUCCGUAUGUUGAUUGUAUCCAGAAGGAACUACCCAAUGGCGAUUAUUCGGAAUUCUUUCACGAAACGUGGUACGGCAUAUACCAAAUAUGGUGUUCAGAUUCGAUCUGUUCGACCAGACCAGACAUCGCAGACUAACGUUCUGCACUAUCUCAGCGACGGAAAUGUUACGUUUAGGUUUUCGUGGAGGAAGAACGAGUACCUCGUACCCGUUAUAAUGAUCUUAAAAGCUUUGGUAGAGACCAACGAUCGGGAAAUUUUCGAACGCUUAGUUGGUAGGGAAGGCUCUUUAGGGAUGAAAAAUACGUUUGUUACGGACCGCGUGGAGCUGCUAUUAAGAACAUACAAGGCUUAUUCUAUGAAUUCGAAGUCAAAAUGCCGAGCCUAUUUGGGAGAAAAGUUUCGAUAUGUUCUUGGAAUGGCAGAUUCUAUCCCAAAUGAAGCAGUUGGAACGGAAUUUCUGCGCAAGAUUGUCCUACCACACCUUGGAAACCAAAAUGUCACUGAGCCUCAAGACAAUGACAAAUAUAGCCUGAUCCUCUUUAUGAUCCGAAAACUAUAUGCUUUAGUAGGCGGCGAUUGUGCGCCGGACAACCCCGAUGCUGUCUCAAACCAGGAGGUUUUGCUUGGCGGCUUUCUCUAUGGCAUGAUUCUCAAGGAGCGUCUUGAAGAAUGGCUACGAUCCAUUGGACCUAUUACACGAGACUGGAUUAACAGGAGCUCAGGGACGCCGUUUACUGAUCAAAGAUUCGAAAGAGAGUUCUUGAGUCGGAUUAUAGCUAGGACCAACGAAAAUAUUGGAAGUGCCUUGGAAUACUUUUUAUCUACAGGCAACCUUGUCAGUCCUACUGGGCUUGAUCUUCAGCAACCUUCCGGAUACACCAUAAUAGCCGAGAAGAUCAAUUUCUACCGCUUUAUAAGUCAUUUUAGGAUGAUUCACAGAGGCAGCUUCUUUGCGCAAUUGAAGACAACGACGGUCCGAAAACUUUUACCUGAGAGUUGGGGUUUCCUUUGUCCGGUUCAUACACCCGAUGGCAGUCCAUGUGGUCUUCUUAACCACCUUGCUCAUAAAUGUCUGGUUGCGACAAGCAAUUUGGAUGUAUCCGGGGUUCCUGAUGUUCUAUCUACUUUGGGCGUAGGACCUGACUCCUCAUCUUCGAUCGAUGAAAGUAUCGCAGUUGUGCUAGAUGGCAGGAUUCUUGGUUACUGUUCGCCGAAACAGGGGCGUGUAAUAGCUGAUACGCUAAGGCACUGGAAGGUAGAAGGACAUGCAAAACUUCCAACUGAGCUUGAAAUCGGAUAUAUUCCAAAUUCAAAUGGUGGUCAGUAUCCAGGAGUGUACCUUUUUUCUCAGAGCGCACGAAUGUACAGACCAGUGAAAUAUCUACCAUUGGAUAAAUUGGACUAUGUCGGGCCAUUUGAGCAGCCAUUUAUGGAGAUCGCCUGUCUGCCGGCUGAAAUUGAGUCAGGAGUUUCCACUCAUGUUGAAUUUGACCCGACCCAUAUUCUUUCGAUCCUGGCCAACAUGACCCCCUUCUCCGAUUUUAACCAGUCGCCCCGUAAUAUGUACCAGUGCCAGAUGGCUAAACAGGCAAUGGGCACGCCGGGGACGUCGAUAGACUACCGGACAGAUAAUAAACUUUAUAAACUACAGACCGGACAAACACCUGUUGUUCGACCUCCGCUCUACAAUGCAUACGGUCUGGACAAUUUUCCAAACGGGAUGAACGCUGUGGUAGCGGUCAUUUCAUACACUGGCUAUGACAUGGAUGAUGCUAUGAUUAUCAAUAAAUCAGCGCACGAGCGGGGUUUUGGAUAUGGAACAAUCUAUAAAACCAAAGUUUACUCGCUCGAUAAUAAAGAGUCGCGAGGAAACCGCGCCAAGUCGAGGAAGGAAAUUACCAAAUUGUUUGGUUUUGCUCCAGGAGGCUUAAUUAAGGCUGAAUGGCGCAACCAGUUGGAUGAAGACGGCUUACCGCAUAUUGGAGGUAAGGUGGGAGAAGGUGACAUUAUUGCAGCAUGGCACACCGUUCAGUAUGACCCUGCAGCAAACACAUAUCUCAACGUGGAUAAACAGACGCAUUUCCUUAAAUACAAAGAUUCGGAAGCCGGAUAUAUUGACAGUAUUCGAAUCCUUGGUGCAGAAACGGGUGGUGAGCCUUGUCAGGCAAUUAGCGUCAAAUAUCGCAUUCCCCGUAAGCCCGUCAUCGGAGACAAGUUUUCUUCCCGUCAUGGCCAGAAGGGUGUGUGCUCUCAGCUCUGGCCUGCAGUCGACAUGCCAUUCUCCGAAUCUGGGAUGCAGCCGGAUGUUAUCAUCAAUCCACAUGCCUUCCCGUCCCGUAUGACAAUUGGCAUGUUUGUCGAGUCUCUAGCUGGCAAAGCUGGUGCCCUCCAUGGUCUCGCGCAAGACUCCACGCCGUUCCAGUUCUCUGAGGAAUACACUGCAGGAAACUAUUUUGGCGAGCAACUACGCAAGGCAGGAUACAAUUUCCACGGAAACGAACCCAUGUACUCUGGCGUUACCGGCCGCGAGUUUGCCGCUGAUAUCUAUAUUGGUGUUGUCUACUACCAGCGACUCAGACACAUGGUUAAUGACAAAUUCCAAGUCCGUACCACUGGUCCCGUAAACGCAUUGACUGGCCAACCUAUCAAAGGUCGUGCCAAGGGUGGUGGUAUCCGUGUCGGAGAAAUGGAACGCGAUGCCCUUCUGGCCCACGGAGCGGCGUUCUUGCUACAGGAUCGUUUAAUGAACUGCUCUGACUCAACACGAGCCUGGAUCUGUCGAACAUGCGGCUCGUUUUUAUCGACGCAAGUCGCGGUCUCUCAGAUGCUAUCUCCGCAUAGGAAUCCUGCCAUGGAAGCCGUGGUGAAGACCUCUAGUACUGCUGUGGCACGUCCCACGGGUGGUGUCAGUGCACUUGGGGGUCAAGCUGGUAUUGUUCGGUGUAGGAGAUGUGCCCGGGAAGCCGUGUUUGACGAUCCACGGGCAGAAGUUUGGGAGGAUGGCUCCGGCGGACGCUUCACUGGGGGUGAUAAUACCACUGUUGUUGCAGUGCCCGGGGUAUUGAAAUAUCUUGACGUCGAGCUAGCGGCGAUGGGAGUAAGGAUGAAGUUCCGUGUCGAUAACUAA